Molecule: messenger RNA, 5263 nt
Organism: Carcharodon carcharias (great white shark)
Lineage: Eukaryota; Metazoa; Chordata; Chondrichthyes; Lamniformes; Lamnidae
Exons: 14
Coding region: 339-1619 (426 amino acids)
Molecular function (GO): nucleotide binding
Source: RefSeq, a predicted model, not a curated record
CUUCCGCUCUUUUGAAUAAAGUUUUCUGUCUGCUUCUUUCUCCUUUUCCUCUUAGUUUCUUGCUGGUGUAUAAUUCCACGGUUGGUGGUUAUCCUCCAGUAUAUAACCGAACUGGCCCUAAUUCAUGUCUGAACAUUAACUUUUCCUACCUGGUAGGAACAGCUACAAGCAGGACAGGACCGGGCCUGAGCUGGACCUUGACCAUUGCCCUGAUCCUGACCCAGCUUCACGCAAGUGACCUCUAGGAAACUUCAGGCUUUGGUACACCUGAAGAAGUAGGGGGAAACCAGAGGGGCUACAGGAGCCUGAGGCUGUCAGCAGACUGUACUACAGCAACCAUGCCACGCUGUGUGGAGGUACUUAUAAUUGGUGCUGGGAACCGGGGACAGACUUAUGCAUUCUUCUCGAAGGAUUUUCCAGACCGAAUGAAGGUUGUGGGAGUAGCAGAUUGUCGCCUAAUUGCUAGACAGAAUUUGCAGAUGAAGUACUCAGUGCAAGAUUGCAAUGUCUUCAAUGAUUGGAAGGAUGCUGCAGAACGGGAGAAAUUUGCUGAUGCUGUUAUCAUAGCAACUCCAGACAGACAGCAUAAGGACCCAGCAGUGGAAUUUGCAAAGAAGGGUUACCACAUCCUGCUGGAGAAGCCCAUGGCAGUGACUGUGGAUGAUUGUAAAGAGAUUGUUGCAGUGUGCAAGGAGAAUAAUGUGAUACUUUCUGUUUGCCAUGUGCUGAGAUACUCUCCACCGAUUUUAAAAGUACAAGAGCUGCUAUGCCAGGGAGUGAUUGGAGAAGUGGUCCACAUCCAACAUCUGGAACCUGUUGGUUUUUAUCAUUUUGCUCACUCGUUUGUCCGAGGAAAUUGGAGAAAUGAACAGGAAAGCACCUUCUCACUAAUGGCAAAAUCUUGUCAUGACAUUGACAUCAUCAACAGUUUGAUGUUUGGAAAGAGGUGCAUCAAGGUUUCAUCAUUUGGAUCUCUCUCACACUUUACUAAAGACAACAAGCCUGAAGGUGCUGCUGAUCGAUGCUUGGAUUGUGCUGUGGAGAAGUGCUGUCCAUACUCUGCCAAGAAACUUUAUCUGGAAGGUGUCAAGAAUGGUGAAAAAGGUUGGCCCAUCUCGGUGAUCUGUGAAGGGUCGAUUGUUGACAUUGAAUCAGUUACGAAGGCACUUCGUGAUGGCCCAUAUGGGAGGUGUGUUUACGAAUGCGAUAAUGAUGUUGUCACCCAUCAGGUUGUCAAUAUGGAAUUUGAGGAAGGAGUGACAGCAGCUUUUACAAUGGUGGCCUUCACUGAAAAGCUAGCCUCUAGGAAGAUAACAAUUUAUGGAACUGAGGGGGAACUGUCUAGCGAGGGCCAGGAUCCAGUGACAGUUUUCGAUUUCCUUACAAAGACAAAGACAGAAUACCCUUUGGACUAUUCGGUAAUGAAGAAAACCCACCUGGGAGCACAUGGAGGAGCUGACUACUACCUAAUGGACAGCUUCAUACAGGCUAUUGCUGAGAACAAUCCAUCACUGAUCAGGACAGGUCCUGAAGAGACCCUGGUCAGCCAUCUGCUGGUGUUUGAUGCCGAACGUGCAAGGAGAGAAAGCUGCCUGGUUUACUGUGCCCAUACAGAAUAAUCAAUAGCUGUGAUCACCUCAGCAAGCAGAAGAUAUUCAGGAGCAGUUUUUAGGAAUGAGUGCUGCUAGUGCAGAACUCUAUGUUCCAGGAGUAGCCUGCCCCUCAAUUCCAGAAAACCAGGUUGGGGUGUGCUACCCUCUGUACCUCAACUCUGCAGGCAAAUAUGAUUUUUCUUUUUUAAAAUCCACUCCCAUGAAUCAAAAUGUCAGAACCAUGGGAUUGAAUGAAUUGUAUUGAAAUCUGCUCAAGAAAUACUUUACAAUAACCAAAUAGAAAUUUGUGGGCAGCACAUUAGAAAUUCUUGGUAUUUGCACGUGGGAGACACUCUCCUCCUGCAGCACAAACUCUGAGUUGAUCCAAAAAUCAAUUCAGGCAGGCUGGGGUGGAAAUUCAACUUCAGCAGACUUAGAAUGGACGUAAGUGAAUUGGCCAUUUGUUAUAAUCCCCUCUUGUUAUAACCCAACCAUUAUAAACCCUACCCAUUAUAAUGUCCAUCCAUUAUAAACAUCACCCAUUAUUUUUCCCAUCCAUUACAAAUCCCCUCCAAUUAUAACCCCACCCAUUAUAACCAGUCAUUAAAAACCUCACCUAUUAUAAACCCUUCCCAUGAUAAACUCCACCUAUUAUAACCCCCACCCAUUAUACAACCCUGCCUUUAUAAACACCAUUGAUUAUACACUUGUGCUUAUUAUAAGCCCCUCCCAUGAUAAUCAACAUUCAUUAUAAACCCUUUCCAUACACCCUGCCUGUUAUAAGCCCAUCCAUUAUAAGCACCAUCCAUUAUACACUCAGACCGCCAUAAACACCUCUCAUUAUAAAUCCUGCCUACCAUAGGCUCCUCACAUCUUAAAUCCUGCGCAUUAUACACUCUACCAAUUAUAAACUCCACCAAUUAUAAAUCCCACCAUUAAUCGCUCAGUUUAUUAUCAACCCUGUCUGUUAUACAUCACACCAAUUAAAAAUCCCUCAUUAUAAACACAUUAUAUAUACCCAUUAUACAUCAUAUGUAUUAUAAGCUCCACCCAUUAUAAACCCGUCCACUGUACAUCCCAUCUGUUUUACAAUGUGCCUGUUAUGAACUGCACACAUUAUUCACUCUAACCAUCAUACACAGCGCCUGUUAUACACACCUGUAAAUACCCUGUCUGAUAUGCACCUACCUUUUAAACACCACUCCAAUUAUACACCCUAACUGUUUUAUACCCUUGUUAUGCACUAUGCCUGUGCUGUUUGUUUUACAGCUCAUCUGUCAAACAGCCAGCCAGUUAUAACCCUGACUGUUUUUCCUUUCCAUUGAAGCUAAUUUUCUAAAGGUGUUGGCCAUGAUUCAGUAAGUUGCAGCCUCACCUCUUGAUUCAGGAAAUCAUAGAUUCAUAUCUCACUUCAGAGAUUUGAGCACAUAAUCUAGUCUGAUGCUUCAGUGCAGUACUGAGGCUGCAGUGCAAUGUUGGAAGCGUCGCCUUUCACAUGAAAUGUUAAACUUUUGUCUUAUCUAUCCUUCUCAUGUGGAUGUGAAAGUUUCUAUGGCAUUCUUCAAAAAGGAACAGAAGAGGCCUCCAACAUUUAUCCCUUAACCAACACUACUAAGAGAGAGUGUCUGGUCAUUUGGUCCAGUGCUGUUUGUGGCAUUUAGCAGCGCUUCCCCACAGUGACUGUAUCUCAGAUGUACUUCAUUGUUUCUGAAGUGCUUGGGAUGUCCUAAGGCUAUGAAAGCCAUUAUGUAUAUGCAAGUUUUUUUUAGUCUUCUAAAAAGAAACAGGGCACAAUUGGAUUUGAACUGGCGGGUGUUGUGGGUUAGAGGGGGGGCGGAAAUGAAAACCCAGCCAGCACACUUCAUAAUCAAAAAUGCAAACAAAAGGUUAAAAACAGACAGCAAGUUCGUCAGGAUCUGAAAAUGAAAAGAUGGGUGAAUGUUUUGGUGGAGACCUGUCAUCAGAACAAUUUAUACCAAAUUGGUUAGAGUGCAUCUUCCCUUUGGUGAAGUUGGUUGAGUCAUUGUUGAGGAUAGUUGAGGAGCAAGAAUCCCUCAGUCAUCAUUAUAGCACUUGGAAGAGGCCAGAUAGUUAGCUCCAGAUUUAACGGCUCGUUAUACAAGUAUAACCUUUCUGUGAGCGCAGGAAUUAAUUGAGGAUGUUUCACAAGAUCUCAAUAUCUAGAACACGUCCUCAUUGAGAUCUCAAUAAAUCUGAUGAUUUCCCAUCAGACAUUUAUACAGGACCAAACCAUGAGCAGCUAAAUUGCAACUUUUAAUUUCUGGUUAAUUAUUUAAAUUUUCAACAGAAGUGCUAAGUAUUGAGUAACUGUCAGUUUGUUGUAUACUUUACAUAUCUGAUUUACCUCGGCAAUGAAGAGAUGACACCAGUUUUAAGUAUGCAACAGCUUUAUUCACAGUGCUUUACAAGAUAUCUCCAUACACAGAUCUAGUUUCUCAGGCCUUUCUAAAAGGCUCUGUUUACUUUAGUUUUCAGAGGCUACACCCAGGCUCAAUCAAUCUAGCACAAUGAACAUAGAUCAGUCAACAGACAAACAUAAUCAAACACAGAUCAAUUAAACCAUUGAACACCACACUUAGCUGAUCUUCAUAAUUUUCUGCAAUAAUAGAACCCAUGAUAAAUUUUAACUCAAUCCUUUAUUCAAAAUGAUAGUAGGAUACAAAUACAAAUAGAUCAGCCAUGAUCUUCCUGAAUGGCAGAACAGGCUCAAAGGGCCAAAUGCCCUACUUCUGCUCCUGCUUUGUAUAUUCGUAUGUAUGUUCAUUUACAAGAUAGUAAAGGUUAUGGGAAAGGUAAACCCAGUACACUACACGAAGAUUCGCAAUAACAGUGUUAUGAGUGAUGGAGUUCAAACUAGUGAAAUUAGUGUAGAGAACUGUAGUUGAGAAGAACUCCUUCACACAAACUCAGAUUGAUUCUUUGGAAGAGCUGGAGGCAGAAAUCAUAGAGCCAGCCAGGAGCCAGUUAGAUUGUAUGGCAGGGGUCAGGGAUAUAUCUACUCCCUGAGUAAAGAUGUGGCAAAUGACCAUCUUUUGUGUCUAUUUAGUGAACUCAUGCUCUAGUAUAGUAGAGCAACCCAUUGUGAAUGCUGGGACAGUGGUUGUACAUGGUGUUACAUUAUGGGCUUUCAGGUGUAAUUGCUGGUGAGUAAAUGACAGGCAAUCAGACUGAUCCCAGUAGUUGAAAUUAACAAGGGGGCACUCCCACCCAACUCAGGAACUGAGUCUGGCUAUAUGAUUUACAUUCAGAAAUCAACGAAAAAUAAAGCUGGACUACAUGUAAACUGGGUGGUGAGUAAUUUGGGUAGAUGAUUUAAUCCCCUCAGUUUCCCACCAGGUGAGUUAGGUUAAAAUUAUCCCCGUAAAACUAAAAGUCAACAACAGUACAGAAGAUACAUUUGCUGUGAAUCAGUUGAUUUUCGCCAGAGCAAUACCACAAGUGCUGAAACUGGCCUCUGCCCUGCGGUGAGUCACUGGGAAAAAACUCAGGAAAAGGACAAAAAAAAACGACCAAAUUUAAAUGGAGAUAAUUUUUUCAUCAUUUCUAUAAGAAGUGAAUUUACUUAUAAAUGACGCUGUCAGGUUAAUAUAUGGAGGAUUAGAAUUUCCAAUGUUAUUUUUAAUUGCAAAUUAAAACAAACACUUCUGGAA